Pseudovirgaria hyperparasitica is the source of this 1044-nucleotide messenger RNA. RefSeq lists its product as uncharacterized. Lineage: Eukaryota; Fungi; Ascomycota; Dothideomycetes; Acrospermales; Acrospermaceae. The record is from RefSeq and is a predicted model, not a curated record. The transcript has 2 exons. Bases 1 to 1044 code for a protein of 347 amino acids.
AUGUCUGCCUAUCCGGUAUAUUCUCUAGACAAUACAAUUGGCAAGUUCUUUGCACAGACAUCCGCAACACGCGAAGCAUGCGACACCAAAGCUAGGGACCUAGUCGGGGGGACCAUUGUCCCCAUAGCCGUGCAAGGCAACUGUAGCUACUCGGUCUACGCCGGUGCCAAGUCCGAAUUCGUGGUUCAGUUCCGUCUGAAAUCUUUGAUGCUCGACCUGGAGAUUGCGGCUCUGGCGCGGAAGAUAUAUGGUUCCUGGGCGCCGAGUGUUGCUUUCCAUGGAGAGAUGGGAGAGAAGGGUGAAAGAGAGCUCCUGAGCGUGUAUGUUAUGGAUCGUGUACCGGGUGUGAGCUAUCUGGAUUUUAUGCUUGUGAAUGGCUUUCCUGAGAAUUCGGAUGAGAAUUUCAUGCGGCGGAAGAUACUUAUGGUGGAUGUGGCGCGCUUUUUCGCCCUCUCCUGGAAAUCUCCCCAAGAAGUUACCUCAACCUAUCGCGAGGAUCUACGCCGAACGUACACCGAAGAUCUACAGCUAUUACUCGACAACCUCCCCCACCGCUUCCACCAGAUCAUACAUGACUGCCUCCAGUUCCUCGACUCCAUCCUCUCCCUCCCCAUGGUCCUCCACCACCACGACUUCAGCACCUGCAACAUCAUAGUCGACGCACAAACCAGCCGCCUAACCGGCGUCAUCGACUGGGCCGAAGCCGAAAUCUGCCCCUUUGGCCAGAACCUGCACUCCCUCCAAGCCAUCACAGGCACGCUGCACCUGCGCAACGGCUGGCGGCGCUACGACGGCUACGAGGCGCUGCAGCACGCCUUCUGGAGCACGUUUCGGGCGGAGGUAGGGCAUUUGUCUGGUGAAACCGUGAGGGCGAUCGAGAUGGCGCGGAUUCUGGGCUUGUUGCGCGUGAGGGGGUUCACCCUGCGGCUGGCGAAUAUGGCGCCGACUGUGCCGAUUCGGGAUGAUGAGGCGGGGAGGUAUAAUAUGCUGUCUUUGGAUGGGUUUUUAGUUGAUUCGGAGACGAGGUUUGAUGGGCUGGGGUAG